UGAAGGGCACCAGUGUCAAAGAAAAGCAAAAAAAAAACCCUGCAAAAGCUGGAAAUCCAAAACACAAACAGAAAAUGUUGAAAAUACUCAGCAGAAGCAACAAAGAAGGUCAUUGACUGAUGGUAUUAUUUUGGCAAUUAGUGGACAAACAUCCAACAUGUCCAAAGUGAAAUUAGGAGCAACAAGAUCAACUGGUAACCUGAAACACAAAAAUGCAUCUGCAGAACCUGAUAUAUCAAUCAAGGAGCCUCCAGAUUUUACAGGAAUAUCAGGUGCAAGCAUGCCCAUUCCAGAAACAAAAUCAUUGACCAUACAUUUUAAUGCCAUUAGAGUGCAUAAAGGGCAUACAAAGAAAAUUCCCUUUGGAAGUGAAAAACAUGAAAUUUCUGCCAAAGAUGCUACAAUUAAAGCUCCCUUGUAUGAUCAAAAACAAUUGAUGGAAAGAAUCAGUAUGCUGGAAAAAGAAAAUGCACAGCUAAAAACACAACUAAAAGGAAAAGAAGUAACGAUAAACAAUAUCAAUAAACUAAUGCAACAGAAGAUUUCUGAAUACAGUCAUUUGAUUAAACUAGAACAACAAUCCCAUGAACAGAUAGAAGAAAGAUUAAAACAAGCCGAAGCAUUGGCAGCAGAGAAGUUGCAGAGCCUUCAUGAGUGCAGGAAGGAAUUUGAAGAAAAAACUGAGCAUCUCAAGAAGUUGCAUGAAGAAAAAUUAGCCAUAAUGUUAAGAGAAAGUACAUCAGAAAUCACAUGCAGAGAUGAGAAGAUCAGAAAACUGAAGCGACAAGUUUCAGAAAUUCUAGAAGGAAAAUCUUGGGAACGUCAGCAACAGUUACAUGAACUAAAGAAAGAAGUAAUACAGUUAACAGAGGAAGCAAGUGCACUUCAAAAGAAACUUCAGUUGCAACAAUCUUUUAUAAAGGAUUGUAAAAGCUGCAGCUGCUUGACAUUGAAUCUUGGAGACAAUCUUACCAAUAAGAUUUAAAGAAAGAACAGAUGAUGAACCACAUAGAACCUUCCAAUGCUUUGAACAGAGAUUGCAGCACGUACAUUGGAACAUUAAAUGAGUAACUUGUCUUAGACUGUUCCCGUAAUUACAAAUCCAAGUAGUACAUCCAAAUCACUACCUUAUAUUGAUCUUGUUUUGCUGUUCUGAGGGCACUUAUUAAUAAAAAAAAAUCAACAACUUGUUUAUCUGCAGCACAUUAAACACGUUCUGAGAAACUUGAAAAAUGUAAAACAAGAUUUGGCACCAAGCUACAAGGAGAUUUUGGUGCAGAAGACCAAAAGGUUGGCCGAAAAAAAAUUAAAAGGCUAAUUGGGGGUGUGCAUAAGGUGGGAGACAAGCAAGGAGAACAGUCCCCCAACUCCACCAAAAUCAAAACUGCAUGAACAUGUGUUAUAGACAUACGUAUUUAAUAUCCCCCUCAAAGUCAUUAAAUUUAAAGUUUUGAAGGUUUGUCUUAAAAUGAAGAGGUAGAAGGGUCCAGAGCUCAGGGCUUUGACAGCUGAAGGUAUAGACACUUAUGAUGCUGAUUUUGGAUGAUCAGAAGGACAGGAUUGGGGCAGAAAGAUUUUGAUUUAUUGUAGUGCUGGAGAAAACUUAGAAAUAAUGAUGUUGGUAUUGGUUUAUCAUCACAUGUACUGAGAUACAGGGAAAAAUCUUUGUUCUGCAUGCCAUCCCAACAGAUUAUGCCAUAUGUAAUUACAUCAAGAUAGUAAAAAGAAAAUUGAAUGCAGAAUUUAGUAUUGCAGUUACAGAGAAAGUGCAGUGCAGAUAGACCACAGCAAGGUAGAUUGGGAGACCAAAAGAUCGUCUUUAGCAUAGAGUCUGAUAACAGUGGGAUAGAAGGAUUGGAAACAAGAGUCAGCACUUCAAAAUGGAGGCUUGCUUAACCAGGGCCAAUGCAAGUCAGAGUAAAGAGGUACAGUGAAUAAGACUUGCAAGUUAGGAUAUGGGCCAUGGAGUUCUGGCUGCCCUUGCAUAUGCUGAAUGAGGAAGGCCGAUGAGGAAUGAAUUGGAAUAGUCAAAAUGAGAGGCAGCAAAGACAUUGGAGAAUAAUAAGUGAGACAGCGGUGAAAGUCAAGUGCUGUUGUGAAGGUGGAAAUAGGCAAAAUUAGUAACAGUGUGGUCUCAAGCCAAUCAUUGGUUUAAAAAGGUCCCCGGGUUGGAUAUUAAUCUGGUUCAUUUUCACAUGGAUGGUAAAAAGGAGGAUGGAGUCUGAAAUUUGAGAUGGGGAAUAAAGUCAAUGGCUUUGGUCUUCCCAUUAUCUAGUUAGAGGAAAUUUCCAUUCAUUUGACCCUAUAGAUUGGAAGGACGUAAUUUAGAGACAGAAAAAGGGUCAAAAGAAAUUGAGGUAGAGCCAAACGUCAUCAGUACAGAUGCAAAAACUGGAAUUAUUUUUUAUAUAAAUAUGAUGUUGGCAAGGGGCAACAUGUAGAUCUUUGGCAAACAGAAGAGAUAAGUGGUAUAUAAAAAAGGUGGAAAGCAUAGCCAUUGCAGCUGAUUCUCUGGCAAUGAUGGUAGAGGUAAGAAUUUCUGCUGGAUGAUGGUAGAAAGGUGUUGGUGGAGGAUAGUGAGAUUAACCAUGCCAAAGACUGCAAAUAAGCCAUGGACAAAGAGGGAUGGAUCAACUGUCAUAGUCACUUAGGAUGUUAGUUGUAUCUUUGACAAAGCUUAAAACCGGUCUAGGUGGAUUCAAGCAAGAAUUUCUAUAAAUUUAGGAGCCUACAACACAUUAAAGUAGUAAGAUAAACUGAAAAGAGAGUGUCAACAGCAGAUUUGAAGGCAAGGCCCCAUAUCCAAAGAACAGUUAAGAAUCAGGGUAGGUAGGUAGUCAGGAGUGUAACAGGAAUAGGGUUGAGGGAGCUAACAAGGACUCACAUGCCACAGCGAGUACGAAGAUGACAUGAGGAAGAAAGAUCUGAGGAACAUUUCAUCAAUUGUCAAAAACAUCAUUCAUAAUAUCCAUUGUGGUUAGUUGCUCAUUAGCAUAUCAAAAAUAGUUCAGCAAAUGAAACAAAAAUAUGAACUUACAUUUAAUAAAAUUUAAUCUCUCGCCAUUAUUACAAGUUUUUGGGACAUGUUCUCCAUUGAAAUUAUGAAGAUGUGACCUAGAGCUUUUAUUAUUGAAAUUAUAAAUAAUUAUCUUCAGUAACAUUUGUGAUGUGAGAAGAGUUUGUACAAUGUAUCAACAUCAAUAAAACAAUGCUUUUAAGUAUGACCAAGUACUCAAGUUGAUAUUUGUGAAUGUAAAAUUCAUCUGUUACUUCUACCUUUGCUAGAACUUUAUAAACGUUCACAUUACUAUAAUAAACACAGUUUAAACCAUUUCAAACAAAAUGCAUAUUCUUCAAAUGAUGAACUGUCCACUUGGCUUUGACAGCUAAGGUUAAACUACAAUUUGCACUGUAAUUCAUUCCCAAUAAUUGUCUUUGCAGAUUUUAUCGAUUUUUCCACCAAUUAUAAAACCUUUACUGCCAAAAAAUCCAAAUGAAAUGAUUGCAAAUGAAACUAUUCAUUGAACCUGUGGGUAAAAGUUUGUAACUCAAAUAAACCCUUAUUUUUUCUAGCAAAAUUACUUUUUUUACAAAAAUAUUUGCAUAAGUGUUCUCAAAGAUGGUUUCUAGGUAAUCUGCAUAAAUCACCCUCAUGCAUUAAUGAACACUCUCAUACAUCAGUUCAAAGCACAGCUACAGUCAAUGCAUGUAACUGUUGACAAGUACCAUUAAAAUAUUUAAGUGAUAUGAGAUGCAGGCAAAAACAGACUGUGUACAAUACAACAUAUUCCCCAUUUAUACUUUGGUAACUAUUUUUAAUGAAAUAUUUUCUUAUUUUCAACACUUAGAAUGGCCAUAAUUUUAUACAUUAACAGAUGUUUCAUGUAGAGGUUCAGAAUUUGCUUAAAAUUUAACAAAUAAAAAUACCUCAACAUUUCUGUAGUAUGCACCUGCAUCAUAGGAAAGAAAAUUCUUAGAAAAGUGUUACUUUUAAACACCAGUAGAUUUUUUUAAAAAUAAAUGUUACCUUCCGAAUUGGGAAAAAAUGGUAAAAGUAUUCACGCUGAAUUUUUCCGAUUAUCUACUAAACAAUUAAAAAAUAAGUUGCAAAACUGCACUUGUAGUCAAGUAAUAAUUUAUGUAUACAGCUGAAAUUACAAAUAUUCAAUUGUUUCACAACUUGGUUUACUGAUCUAGUCAAAUAACUCAUUUCAUUUCUCCCUAGCAUUUCACCAACCAUCCACUGCAGGGCCUUCCAACCAAAAUCCCACAGAAAUGUUCCUUCAGCUGAAGAAGCCACACUCCAGGCUCCACCAGCUAUCAAAACCAUAAAACAUCUUUAAUGAAUGUCUGACCUUCAAACUUAAAAACCUAUUAAAUGUACUAUUAAAAUUAAGAUAAAAAAUUGACACUAGAAAACACAAAACAAAUAAAUUUGAGUUAUCUCAAUUCACAAAAACAAAUUACCUGCUCCCUUGUAACUGUUCAUCUCUAUUGAAAUGAUGAUUCAUUGAAGUUGCACCAGGGUUAAUAUGCCACAAAUUCAGCAGGCAGAUUUCCAAGCAUUACUUCUGGGAAACUGUAGGAAGUUCACACUCCAGUGCUAAACUCAUGAUAAGUAUUGGAGUACAGUGAGCUUAUCAGGUUUGUGCAGGAGACCCAGAGUUUUUCAUGUUUGAGAUGAACACUGCCAAGUGUGCAAGUGCUGUUAUUUUUGUGAAAAUUUUGGGCAAAUAUCUUGAGUAUUCAGAAUUACCUCAGAUUCAAAUCCAAGCCUCAGAAUCUUUGUCUAUUGUUCACCACACCGCAUUAACAUCAGACCAAGGAUCCUCCUAAUCUACAUGCACAUCAUCUUGCAUACAGGUGCAUUUGUUCAGUGUCAUGGGGAUAAUAUGCUGGGAGAAACAUUACAUGGACGAAAUUUAU
This is a messenger RNA of Pristis pectinata (smalltooth sawfish), 4926 nucleotides long. RefSeq lists its product as uncharacterized. The transcript is spliced from 7 exons. NCBI's taxonomy places the organism in Eukaryota, Metazoa, Chordata, Chondrichthyes, Rhinopristiformes, Pristidae. Bases 158 to 985 code for a protein of 275 amino acids. The record is from RefSeq and is a predicted model, not a curated record.